AUGGGUGAUUAUUAUUUAGAAUUUCUGCAACAAUAUCUUCACAAUGUGAAUUUAAGGAAAAAGGUAUUAUGUGUGUUUCUAGAUAGGUGAAAGAACUAUUGAAAGAAAAGGGUGAGAUCUAAUAAAAAUUGGAGAUGCUGGAAGUAAUUUUAAACGAGAUUAAAAUAGAAAGAGGGUAACAACCAUUCCUUUGAGGAAAGAAAGAAGAGAUUGAGGAGUUUGGCAAGUGAAAUCUAACGCAAUUUUGAAUGUCCAUUAACAAAGUGUAGUAAGAAAUAUGGGUAUGAUACAUUUCCAUUUGUGAAUUAGAAGUGAAGGUUCCUUGAAUUAGCAUAUCAAACUAAAACACCCUGAACUAGUUAAUAAGAGUUGA
This is a messenger RNA of Paramecium octaurelia, 373 nucleotides long. The record is from the annotation of a GenBank genome assembly. NCBI's taxonomy places the organism in Eukaryota, Ciliophora, Oligohymenophorea, Peniculida, Parameciidae.